Molecule: messenger RNA, 3661 nt
Organism: Caenorhabditis sp. 36 PRJEB53466
Lineage: Eukaryota; Metazoa; Nematoda; Chromadorea; Rhabditida; Rhabditidae
Source: the annotation of a GenBank genome assembly
AUGGCCGGAAAGGUGCCAAUUUGUUGGGUUUUAUGGAUCCUCCGCGCUUCUGCUUCUGCCGCCACCAAUUAUAUCCGAUUUUAUUGAUUUUGGCUUUUAAAACUUGAGAAUUAGGAGUUCUAAAUCGGGCGGACGCCUGAUAUCUUUAAAAAGCACACAAAAACAUUGACCGCGUAAUUCGAGCCGCGCCUCUCGCUGACUGACCACCCUUUUCUCUCAAAUUACCUAAAUACUUCUGCCCCUUUCGCUUGUUAUUCACCCGACUAAAGAAACACAAAUAGUAUUAUUACUUUCUAAAUGCUCCCAUUAUUCCACCCCCAACGCAGUCGCUCCCAUCAUCGAAACUUCCGGAAUUGGCCGCCAAUUCCUUCGGCUCAUAAAGCGAAAAUCUCCAUCGACAGGGUUUUUCUCGCUUUUUUCUCGCCUUUUUCUUGACUAAUUGGCCAUUUUUCAGCGCUCACACUCGUUGGGCGGAAGUAGCAGCAGUCCGACUGGCUCGUUUUCGUCCACUGACGAGUUUGACGAUCGCCAGAACAAAAAGUGCGUUUUUUUCAAUGCAAAAAUGCGAAAAUGGUGCUUUGUUAAAAGGCGCAUGACGAAAUUCGAAGAAAUUUAGCCAUGCGCCUUUAAGAAAUUCUGCUGGUUUCUUCAAAAAACAGACAGAUUUUCAGCAAGUUUUGGCGAGAACGACAUGUAUCGAACGCUGAAAUUGAGCGAAUAAUUGAGGAUUUCAUAGCGAAUGGUAUUUUAGGUAACUUGAACUGCUUAUAAAUUCGAUUUUAUCUGAAAGUUUGCAGAAAUGAGCAACGGCAACAGCUACAACCACCACCAUCACUUUCCGACGAGCUUGCCGAUCUCGUGCUCGUCGCACUCGAUUCAUUCGCAAUCGCGAAUGAACUCACUGAACGCGAAUCGCGAUCUUUUGUCGCCGGGCAACGACGUGAUCGUCACGCGGACAGUCUCUCCGUCGUUCUAUUCGCACGGAAUGCCGUCGCGAGACAACGUCUUCCGCAAAGACGACCACGUGCGGAUACUCGCGCAGACCACCGUCAGUUUCAGCUCAAAAUGGCUAAUUUUCUGUAAAAAAUGAUGAAAUUGCAGGACCCCGCAUGGUACCGAGCGAGGAAUUCGAACCAGGAAGAAGGGCUUGUCCACGCGGAUUGCGUCGUUCGAAUCAAGUAAGAAAGUGUGAAAAAACCCGUAUUUUACCAUAGUUUCUGUGUAAAUCAUGUAUAUUUUACCAGUCGGUGGCCUAAAAACAGUUCUAUGCGGCAAUUUUGCAGCGGUCAAUCGUACGACAACGGAAUAGUGCGGAUGCGUGCGGCGGGAUGCGAUCCGAGUGCCCCGUCCACAGCCUCGAGCACUUCUUCUCAUCAUUCGACCGCCGCACACAAUCAGCCGUGGUUCCACUCGAUGAUCAGCAGAGAAAACACUGAAAAGUUGCUACGCGGCAAGCCGGACGGCACGUUUCUAGUGCGAGAAUCGACGAAUUUCCCGGGCGACUUCACUCUGUGCAUGUCGUAUCACGGCAAAGUCGAACACUAUCGGAUCGAGCAGACGUCGGGCGGACAGCUGACUUGCGACAAAGAGGAGUACUUCUCCAAUCUCACUCAGUUGGUUUCGGUGAGUGAAACAAAGAGGAGAGAUGAGUCAUAAACCGGUAUUUGAACGGAAAAGUUAUCAAAUUAUGUGUAUCAGCAGAGAAGAGCGGUAAUUAAAUCGAGAGAAAGGGACAGAGAGCGGACAGUGGUAGUCAUAAAAAGUUAAUAGUCUUUGCGCGCAGAUCAAGUUAACACUGCAAUUUCGGAAAUCUUUGAGGGAUCUCUCCUGUUUCAGCACUACAAACGGGACGCCGACGGACUGUGCCAUCGCCUGGUGACGCCGAUAAUCUGCGAAACGGCGACGUUCUCCUCAAACGGCUCCUCCUCGUUCGGCUCCACGUCGCCGACCGAUCUGGAGGAUCGGACGUCCGUGUUCCGACACGCCGGACUCGUGAUUCCGUCGAACGAGAUCGAGGUGGGCGACACGAUCGGACACGGAGAGUUUGGCGACGUUCGGCUCGGCACCUACAAGAAUCGGAAGGUGGCGCUGAAAGUGAGUAAACGGCACGGGAACGGAAUGCUCGACUCGCUCCUCGACGAGGCCAAGUUCAUGGUGUAAGUGCAAUAAAAUCAUUAGGAAACGCGUCCGACUCACUUUUUGUAGGGGACUAUCGCAUCCGAACCUGGUGACACUAGUCGGAGUGGUCCUUGACGACACAAAUGUGUACAUGAUCACCGAGUACAUGGCCAACGGGAACCUCAUCGAUUUGCUGCGAUCACGGGGGAGACAUGCUCUCGAGAGGAGGCAGCUCAUGAUGUUCGCCAUGUAAGUUCGGACCCUGCCGAUCGGAUUCUCAUCUUUCUCAUUUCCAGAGACAUCUGCCAAGGGAUGUGUUACCUGGAAUCCAAACAGAUUGUGCACCGAGACUUGGCCGCCCGUAACGUGCUUCUCGACGAGUCGCUCGUAGCGAAAGUCUCCGAUUUCGGACUGGCCAAAAAGGCGAACAGUCAGUCGAACGACUCGGCGUCCGGAAAGUUCCCCAUCAAAUGGACGGCUCCCGAAGCGCUCAGGAGUAGUGUAAGUUGACCGGAUUUCGUUGAUUUCGAAAGAAUAUAUUGUGUUCUUCAGCAGUUUUCCACAAAAUCCGACGUCUGGUCGUUCGGAAUUCUGCUCUGGGAGAUUUUCUCGUUCGGAAGGGUACCCUACCCGAGAAUCGUAAGUUAUCAUUCAGGAAUUUCUCGUUGUUUUUCGAACUUUCAAAAAAAAGUCUGCUCGUACUUGUGUUUUUCGGGGGGGCCUCCUCUCAUUGCAUUCGUUGAAUUUCAGGGUGCUGACGGUCGUUCGGUAUGUUAUUCGCAUUUAUUUUUGCGUUUUUGAAUGGACUCCCACUUCUAUCACUAUCCCUUUUCGGGGUUUCCGGUGAAGUUUCAGAAAUGUGUUCGAAAUGGAAUGACUAGGAGGGGAAAGCAAGCAAAUUCUUAUAAAUUAAAAGCAAAAUGCGUUUUCAGCAUAAAUUUGCUAUAAUUCUGAUGCUAAAGUAGUCUUUCCGAUUUUGUGAAUGCGUGUGCUCGAGUGUGAUCUCUCCAUUCCCCUUCUGAUCAUUCCCUCUCCUCGGUUUCUGACACUCUUUUUCUUCUUUCUCUCUCUCUCUCUCUCCACUUCUAUCAUCUAUCAUCUACCAAUUAUCCGACAAACAAAAACCACCCAACCAAAAAAGCAUUUUUCGAAAAUUGUAGCAUUUCCGUGCUUUUCAGCCAAUUCAAGACGUGGUGCGACACAUAGAGAAAGGAUAUCGAAUGGAGGCGCCGGAAGGAUGUCCGCCCGAAGUGUUCCGCGUUAUGAACGAAACAUGGGCACUCUCGCCCCAGGAUAGACCCUCUUUUGGACAGGUACUGCGGUUUUUAGGCGGAGUUAUAGAACUGAAAAAUGUUUCAGUCGGUUGGUUUCAGUGUCUGUUCAGCGAAAAUUAAGUAUCUCUUUUUAAAAAAGUAAUAUUAUGAAAUGGCGGUUAGUCACCGAAAUCCAGCUGGCCAAACACUAAAUCCCUUUCCGAAACCACCGUUAAUUUUGCUCGUUUCAGGUCCUGCAACGACUCUCAACAAUACGGAAUACCGUUUGA